AUGGACGACGACGAUCUACCGAACGUGGUGACGUCCAUCAGCCGCCACGAGCUGAUGGCCGUGGCGCAGAGGGACCUGCUGCACUGGCUCAACCAGACGGUUCAGACCGACUACGGCCAGAUCACCGACGUCAACGACGGCAUCGCGCACCUGCAGAUACUCGACGCGAUAUGGCCGGGCGCGAGCGUGCCCCUGCACAGGCUCAACUUCCACCCGAGGACCAGAGACGACCGCGAGCGUAACCUCAGGGUAGUGCGACAGACCUUACAGCGGCUCCGUGUGGUCGAGGACGCGCCCUUGGACGUCGAGGCCAUCGCCAAGGGAGGCGCAUCGAGCUUCUCGGCGUGCAACGACUUUUUGCGAUGGUGCCACGCGGUGGUGCAGCGUAACUGCCCGGCGGUAUCCCGUAAAUACGACGGGCACGGCCGCAGGCGCGAGGCGCAGACGCGCCAGUCGCGGUCCAGCCCCUCGUCCGCGAACAGACGCAAGGGAACGCCGUACGCGGGCGACAGAUGGGGACAGACGUCCUCGUUCAGCCCGACGUCGUUCAGCCCGAAGGGCGCUUCCUACCUGGACCUCUACGACGAACCCUCGGCAACGUCGCCGUCGCCGACUAUGGCCAGGCGCGAGGCCAUGUACGAGUACGUCAACGAGCGCGAGGGCUUCGUGAGGAGGCGUCCACGGCCGCGGUCCGCGGGGGUGCGAUCGUCGGCGCCGGAGUUCCGAUCGAACGUUCACGCAGCUGCGACGCGCCAGCUGUGCGCCAAUCGUCCAGGAUCCGGAGGAACGCUCGACGGAUCGUCACAGUUGGCGGGGUACGCGCCCAGUACCGACACCGAAGGAGGCGCGACGGAGACGGAGCGGGAGUUUGGGUGGGAGUCACGGGCGACGGCGUUGAGGGCGAGGCCGGCGACGGCCAGGGUCGCGCGUCGUUCGACCGGGCUGCACAGGUGGGCCGCCAAGGCGAGAGCCGGGGCGGGGUCGAUGAAAAACGGCGAUGACGGCCGACGAGUCGCCGACUCGAUCGUCGAGAGAGAGCCGAACGAGACGACCGCGGCGACGGCGCCGCGCGAGACGACGGACGACGAGGAAGCGCGUGCCGAGGAGGUGAAGGAUCGCGUCAGCGGCGUCCCGACGACGCCCAGACGCGUCCAGAGCACCAGAUUGAGCGCUUGGGCGAAUAAGUCGCGCGGCGAAGUGCUGACGCCGGUGAAGAGCGACGACACAGACGACACAGACGACACAGACGACGACGACGACGACGACGACACGGACCACGAGGACCUCGAGGGCGACGGGGACGAGGGUUCCGGCGCCGCGCCCGCGCCGGUCAGGUGGUCGCCGUCGCAGAACCUCGCGGACGCCCGACGCGAGCUCCGACUCCGACGAAGCGAGGAGAUCGAACGCGGCGCGCGGAGGAUACUCAUCGCCGGGGCGGCGGGGGCUAGGGGUGACGAAACAGACGGAGACGCGGCGGACGAAAACGAAAACGAAAACCGUUUCGAAAACCGUUUCGGCGUUCAAUACGUCGACGACGCCGAAGCCGCGGAGAGACGCGACCGGAUCAUGCGCGAGACCAAGGCGGAGCUCCGCGAGAUCAGGCGCCGCGAGACGGAGAGGCGGUUGGAGCGUGAGGGCGUUAAGGGCGCGGAGGCGGAGAGGGAACGCGUACGGGAGCUUCGAAGGGAGCAGCUCCGUCGAUCGCACGGGCUCAAAGAGGCGCGCUCGGGAGUGGUGACGCCCGCGGCUCCCGUCGGUACCGCCAACCUCACCGUCGUCGUCGAGGAGGAGGAGACGACGACGACGACGACGACACAGCUGGCGACGACGCGUUCGCAGGAAGAAACCGCGGCGGCCACUCGUCGGAAGCGCGCGGACCUCGAGAGCCUGGCGGAGUACCUGAAGUGGGAGCUGGCGCGCGAGGUGCGAGCGUACGACGCGAAGCGGGAGGAGGUGGCGAGUUUGACGAGGGAACGCGACGAAGCCGUGCACAGGCUCGGGCUCGCGGAGGCGCGGCGGCGGAUGGGGAACCUCGCGCGCAGCUGA
This is a messenger RNA of Micromonas commoda, 2046 nucleotides long. RefSeq lists its product with no specific name. The transcript has a single exon. Gene Ontology annotation, biological process: protein localization to microtubule plus-end; regulation of microtubule polymerization or depolymerization; spindle assembly. Lineage: Eukaryota; Viridiplantae; Chlorophyta; Mamiellophyceae; Mamiellales; Mamiellaceae. The record is from RefSeq and is a predicted model, not a curated record. The coding region runs from base 1 to 2046 and encodes 681 amino acids. Gene Ontology annotation, cellular component: cytoplasmic microtubule; microtubule plus-end; spindle midzone. Gene Ontology annotation, molecular function: microtubule plus-end binding.